AUGCGGGACUUCUUCAAUUCAUUUGAGUCAAUAUGUAUGUGGAUGUAAUUAUGGAUGUCACGGAAAUAGAUUGUUUGUAAUUGUAAGUUAUCAUUGGUUGUAUUUAAUUGUUUUUAGGUGGUAUAUUGCAGUUUAAUUGAGGAGAUUUAGGAUGGAGUACUGAUCGUGGUUAAUAUAGUAGAUAGGCAGUAAGAAAAAGGUCAUAACUUCUUGGUUAAGGUAGAUGUGGGUAAGGUUUUAGUCUUAAAAGACGUGCCAUAGUCUUCUUAAUUUUAAAAAUACUAUGAUUUUACAGUUUAGUGAUAUUUGAAAGAGUUGUAGAGCAUUUAGUUUUGUCAUGGGUAAUAUAUAGGCGUUGGUUAGAAAAAAUGCUAUAACGUUGGUAUGUUGAUGAAUAUAAACAAGGUUUUUGGUUUAAAUAAAGGAGAAUUGUCUUUUCUUAAUUUUUUUAAUUUACUUUUUCAAAUUACAAUUUGAAAGUUUAAAAAAAUGAACAACAAUCUAGGUAUAACAACAAUUUUUAGCGGUAAACCAAGACGAGCCAGGAUCUUUGUUGAUUGCACGCGGAAUGUCGAUUCUUGAAAAGGAAAGUGGAGAACAUUCAGUUGGCCGACAGCUUUUUGUCGUUUCACAUCAAGUCGUGGUGGAUAUUGAUUUUGAUCGUGGCACACAACGAAUCUUUUGGUCUGACAUUGGUGGAGCUACAAUCAAGUCAGCAUGGGUGAACGGAACUGACGUUCAGACUGUUUUUAAGGUGGGAAUUAAAUUUUUUUAAGUUUUGGGGUUUAUUACUUUGAUUAAACAGGAGAAGUUAAAAUUUGUUACCUAAAAAUUUUUAAAAUAUUUAUUUUUGCUUUUUUGACCGAAUUAAAUUCUCCAGAAGAACCAGAGCUCAAGUGCUUUAUAUUUUUAAUCUUUUCAACCGUAAACUUGAGGAUCUUCACAUAGCUGUCAAAGCUGGUGAACUAUUUGAUCUUUUAAUCAUAGCUUUUUUAAUAACAUAGCUAAUACCUGAAAAGUUUGUGUGGUUGUAGACAAUUCUAUUAGACAACUAGUCUAACAAAGGAAAUUUUCAAUUUUUUUUAAAUGGCAAAGCUACACCUACCUCAUCUUUUUUACCCUUUUCACUCAUCAAAACCUAAAUUGCUCCUAAAAUAGGACCCGAAAUUUCCUGAAACGUCAAGAAAAUGUUAAAACAUUAUCUAUAAUAUACUUUCUCUCCUUUUGUCCCGAUCUCAACAAGCCUGAGACAGCCGAGAGUGGGAAAAGUUAUAUGCACUUCAGGUCAGUUGUGUCGUUUGGCAAAAAUUCCUCCGGCUUUUUGAUUAUGUUCUUUAUUUAUUUGAUCUGAAAACACAACAAAAACAAAUAAAAAUGCGAAUGGGAUGUCUGGGAGGGGAUUGUUUUACAUUUUUAUUGGAUUUUACUUGGUGUUUUGUCAUUUUGAGAGGUAUUUUAGGCUUAAAAGAUGUUUUUGAUCCGUAUUUUUAUGAUUUUACUCCUGUAAAAGCUAAAAAAUAAAUAAUUUGUUGUUAAUAUAUGAAGAUUAAUUUUGUUUCAAACAUUUAUGAUUAAAUACAUUUUUAUUAUCGCCCUUUUUUACUGUGCAGUAAACACUUUACAAAUGCCUAUCCCUUCAACGACACACUUGACUAAUUUGAGUCAAUUCUUUUUGUAAAUAAAAAAAUAUUUUUUUUCCUUGUUGCUCUCGAAUAAACUCCAAAGAUACGACCUUUUCCCAACUUCCCACCACUCCUCCGAGUUUCUCAAAUUAACCACGAUAAAAACAACUUACUAUACCAGCUGUUUUCAGGGUUAA
Molecule: messenger RNA, 1819 nt
Organism: Bursaphelenchus okinawaensis
Lineage: Eukaryota; Metazoa; Nematoda; Chromadorea; Rhabditida; Aphelenchoididae
Source: the annotation of a GenBank genome assembly